GCCCGCUCGAGAGGACGCGCUGUGGGAUGAGUCUUUUUAUUCAGCUGUGAUUUGGUUUAUAGCGUGGAGGAGGAGGCGCGGUGACUCCAGUGGGGCGCGCAGCGUGGAUCUCAUCCACUCAGUGCAGGUUCGCCUGGAGUAGUUCCGAGCCACCCGGGGCGAAGCUCCGCCACUGCCUCUCUGGAUAUUGAGAUUAUUUGACCGCAGCAACAUGGAUAAGGAGGGAGUGAAGGCGUCCGUUCUUCUGCUCGGAGUUGUGCUAGUUGUGCAGUGCGCGUGGAGAGUCCGCGCGGAGCCCGGCGGAGGAGUCUACUACUUGCAUAGUCAAGAGUCGGCACCAGACCAGGACUUAACUGUGGAGAUGCACUUGAAUCUGCAUCGGUGGAAGAGGUGGUCUCCACCUAGAUCCUGGAACAUGGACAGUAACCGGGCCAGUGUGGACCAGGAGUCAGAGGAGUCAGAUACCUUCCCAGGGCUAAAUUCAGCGGAAGACACCGACAACAGCUCCCAGAUAGAGGAGGACACAGAUCACAACUACUACACAUCAAAAACAUACAGUCCAACUGACCCCAUGAGCAAGGACUUAUGGGUUGACAUCGAGCGCAUGGACAAGGAGAAGGUGAAGAUCCACGGGAUCUUGUCCAACACACAUCGACAGGCAGCGAGAGUCAAUCUGUCUUUCGAGUUUCCUUUUUAUGGACAUUUCCUGCGUGAAAUCACGGUGGCAACUGGAGGUUUCAUCUACACUGGUGAUGUGGUUCAUCGGAUGCUCACGGCGACACAAUACAUCGCUCCCCUCAUGGCGAACUUUGACCCCAGUGUGUCGAGAAACUCUACUGUCAUCUACUUCGACAACGGAACGGCUCUGGUGGUGCAGUGGGAUCAUGUUCACCUGCAGGACAACUACAAUCUGGGCAGCUUCACCUUCCAGGCCACGCUGCACAACACAGGCAGGAUUGUGUUUGCAUACAAAGAGAUCCCUGUUGAAGUGGCACUCAUCAGCCAAGUCAAUCAUCCUGUUAAAGUUGGUCUCUCUGACGCCUUUGUUGUGGUCCACAAGAUCCAGCAGAUACCCAAUGUGAGAAGAAGGACGAUCUACGAGUACCACCGCGUGGAGCUGACGAAGACCAGGAUCACCAACUCCACAGCCGUGGAAAUAAUGCCUCUGCCCACAUGUCUUCAGUUCACCACCUGCAGCUCCUGCGUCUCCUCACAGAUCAACUUCAACUGCAGCUGGUGCCAUCGGCUCAACAGAUGUUCUAGUGGAUUUGACCGCCAUCGUCAGGAUUGGGUGGACAACAGUUGUCCAGAUGAGACAAAGGAUAAAAUGUGUGACAUCACCGACACCACACACCUCUCCCCCUUCACCACUGCGAUAGCCAAAACAACCUCCAGAAGCAAAGACUCGACAGAAGGCAAAGAGCCGCCCUCCACCAACCCCCCGCCCACCAGCGCCCCCACUGAAGAUGACACAAAGAUCGCGCUGCAUCUGAGAGACAACCAAAUGAUGCCAGCUGAGAGCUCCGUGGACCGGACAGCCAAUAAGCAUCCACUGCACGCCGGUCUGAUCCUGGGAAUUCUGCUGGUGAUGCUGGUGAUGAUCGCAGGCGUGCUGGUCACCGUCUACAUCUACCACCACCCAACGUCCGCCGCCAGCCUCUUCCUCAUCGAGAGACGCCCCAAAAGAUGGCCGGCCAUGAAGUUCCGCAGAGGGUCGGGGCACCCGUCCUACGCGGAGGUGGAGCCCGUGGGUCAGGAGAAGGACGGCUUCAUCGAGUCAGAGCAGUGCUGAGGGAGGAUCGGGCGAAGCCACAUAGCUGUCCCAACCCUCGACUGGGUUGGACCAUCCAGGAUUUUGGUCUUCUAAGGUGCUCAGUUUGCUCAAAGACUGUGGAAGCAGCUGUGAAGCAAAAUCUGACACACGCAGUUGCUCAGCAGCUCCCUCUGGUGAGCGGUUGAUGUGUUGCAGGAGAAUGAGAGGUUCUCCGGACGUGGGAGUGCCACAAUUAACAUGAUAUAUUUUCUGAAUAUAUUUGGUGGGGUACUACAGUCGCAGGCUUUCUUAUAUACCCAUCCGUAUUUUUGUUUUUUGUUCGUUUUAACGCCUUUCCUUCUUCUCUGGGUUGGCACAUGAUUCUCACUGGGCGUGAGCGAGGAGAGUCUGUUUCAUCACCACUCAUUGUUUAACUGAGGAGCGGCAGUGAAAACAAUCUGGUAUCUUUAAAUAGAGUGUAUGAUGGCCGUUUAUGAAUUUACCUCAGUCUUAGGGAAGCGGACGUGAUCAAUAGCAUCCGGUUUCUUGGGAGCAUCUCCAUGCUAGGUGCCAACACUUCAGCCUCAUGGACCAUAGAUCCUGUCUGACUCCCUACUGAGCUUGACUCCCCAAUGUUGAACAAAGUCAAGUGUUAACAACUGACUCCUAAAACGUGAACAUGCUGGUUGCACUUUUAAUAAGGGAACAUUAUAUAUUACCAUCAAUAAACUUAACAUUUAUGCUGAACAACCCCCUGAUACUGAUUAUUAACUGUAAAUAAGAAAAUAAUUUUCUUAUUAAUUGUUGAUAUAUGUUGCCAACAUACUUUAUCAGGGAUUGUUUACAAACACAACUGAUCUUCUGUGUUAUCUUAAGAUAUCAAUUUUAACGGUACCAGAUUUUAAAAUCCAAAUUUGUUCCUUCAAAGUUGAUGUGGUGAACAGACGGUGAAUUCUCCGGAGGUUGGCGCCUCUGCCGGCUGGUGUGAGCGUGUUGUGUCAUGUGCAGUGGCGGGAUUUUGCAGGAGGUGACGGGCUUUCUUGAAGUGUUCAUUCAUAAUCAUUUUUCGGACUUGUUUGCACACUUCCUCUUCUAUGAACAUUUAUUUCGGUGACUCGUGGUGAUAAUGCAGAUUUACAAGACUGGAGCUUGUGAGUGUGUUUUGCCGACUCCAUUUUCUACAACUUUGUGUUGAUCUGCUUGGUAGGUGCAUAUAUCUGAGCGGGCUCUGCACAGUUCACCAAUCAUCAUCUGGACUUUUUUUUUUUUUUCGUCAGACCCAGACAUGGCGCUGGUCCUGUUCCUUUUAAUAUGUGAUUCUUUUUUUAUCACCUUCAUGUGUUCAUCGGUGAAAAAAAACGUUUGCAGAUUCAGGAAACAUUAGCACUGUAGUGUUGGUUAUUCAUCCGUUUUCUACUUUUUUACUCACCUGGACCACCCACUCUCAUGUUCACCGGUCAACUACCUACAGGACUUGAUCUCAUAAAGUGCAAUGAACACACUGAAAUGCAGUACAGGAUCAUCCAAACCAAAGACUCGUCAUUCAUGUCAAUGAAUCCAAUGUUGAUAUGUAUGUUUUCUUGUUUAAGAGUGGUACAAUUAAUGCAACUCUUGGUCACACAUCAAAUGCCUCCGAUGACAUCGCACCCGAGUGGGCAGCCUGUGUGUCUGUGGUGGAGGUGCGCCCCCUCCCUGUGUGCAGCUGGGAUAGGCUUCAGCCUGCACAGCCCUAUGAUCCUAAAAACUAAAGUUUCAGCUACCCAGCUCACUACCAUCCAGUGAUCUCACACGCAGGCUACACACCAGUGCAGAAUCACUGAAGAUUCUUCAGGAAAUGUGGGUGAAACCUUUCUUUCUGUCUGCACCUGAAACUGCAACUGUUUUGCUUUUACUUCAGUGAAUAUUCCAACUAGAAAGAAGCUGUUGAGGUGAGUCUGCUGUGAGCUGAUAUGUGCUUUGAUGCCAGAGUGAGAUGGAACACUGAUGAUCCCUUCAGUUCUAUUUUUACAAAUCACUUGCUGUCGGCUUCUUUCACAGCCGUGAGGUGGGCUUGCUGUGGACUCUGUAGAAGUAGAGUGACUGCCACAGAUCUUCUGGUUCACUUCUGUUUGGUUACAUUUCAAUAAAUAAAACAAUGUGGGUGGACACCAUCAGUUGAGGAGCAAUUUUUUUUCCUGUCGGCAAUGGCAGUUCGGAACUCAUCAUCCAAGUUACCUUUUCAUAGAAGAUUCAAUUGUAAUACAAGGUGACCUUAAGGUUUCUUGG
Messenger RNA from Synchiropus splendidus (mandarinfish), 4018 nucleotides. It is a transcript of the gene plxdc2b, whose product is annotated as plexin domain containing 2b. The coding region runs from base 212 to 1792 and encodes 526 amino acids. The record is from RefSeq and is a predicted model, not a curated record. The transcript is spliced from 14 exons. Lineage: Eukaryota; Metazoa; Chordata; Actinopteri; Syngnathiformes; Callionymidae.